This is a messenger RNA of Xyrichtys novacula (pearly razorfish), 780 nucleotides long. The record is from the annotation of a GenBank genome assembly. NCBI's taxonomy places the organism in Eukaryota, Metazoa, Chordata, Actinopteri, Labriformes, Labridae.
AUGGACGUUAAAGGUGUGAAAUGUAUCACUCCAGUUGAUGUAGUAAUAAAGAGUAAUCCACUUGUUAUGGGUAUUGAAAAAAUGUCUAAGAAAUGGAGUAAGAGGUGGCCUGACAUUGACCAGCCUUGGCCAGUGGAAGGUACCCUUAAUCCUGAAGUGGUUAAAACAAUGCACGUGCUAGUGUCCACCUAUAAGGCAGAGCAAAAGAAAGGAAAGAAGGGAAAGAAACGGCAAGAAAAGAGACAGAGGGAGCUUAACAUUUUGCACUUGUUUGAGCAGGAGGGGCAGAAAAUGCUAAAAGCCGAUAAGGAGAGAAAAGACAGGAUUGUAGAAGAAAUAAACAAAAAUGUUAAAUCAACAGAAAAAUUGAUGGCAGAAGUGAAUAAACCUUUCUCACACACAACCCCAGUGAAGAGCCCCCCACCGUAUGAGAAAGAGAUAAGAUACACUGAUGUCUAUCCUCAGCUCCCCGUGAUUAAACAGGAGGGCGUGUAUCACAUCAAAGAUGAGGAGGAGCAGAUGAUAGAGACAGGAACAGCUAAAACAACUAUAAAGAUGUACCCAAGCAGUAAGAGUAAAAAGAAAACAGGUCAUCCAGCAGCUAGGGGCGAACAAAAAUACAGAAAAAUAGAAAUGGGAGAGGAUAGUCAGAGUGAUUCAGAAGAGGCUAUUGGAGGCUACGACCCGGCAGUCAGAAACAUAUUAGCCAGAGCAGAAAAAAAGAGGAGGAGAAUCACUGAGGAAAAAAGAGCCAGUAAAAGACACCUCAGAGGAGAGUGA